UUUAUAGUUUCAUAAUUUUAUGUGCUUAUUACCAGGCUUAAAGGUGGUUGAACUGUUUUUGUUAACAGGGACAAAAGAACUCAAACUAUUUCAUCAAAAAUUAUAUGCAAGAUUAGAAAAUAAUGUGUUUAACACAUUCAUCAUUUACCUGUCAAUAACUCAAAUUAUUAUUUGUCUGGUAGAUAAUUAGUUGGUUUUAGGCCAGUAUCUGCUUUACAAUUUAAAGAGUGGUGUCAACAUCUACCGGUAUUCUAUUUUGCAGUUCAUUGGUUAAAGGCACUGCCAGCGGAGAAACUGCAAAAUAGAUGAUUGUUGACAGCCACACACAUCACUGUUAUUCAGCCUCUUUAUCAAUCACCUUGGCUCCUUAUUGGAAUCUUUAGAGUUCCUACUGUUCGCUAAUGAUUUGAAGAUUUCUCAGUGGAUUUCCUCCUUUCAAGAUCAGUUAGUGAGUGACUUCAGAGAGUGUUUUCCAGGGGUAUGGUAAAUGAAAUAUCAUUAAAUAUUGAGAAAUGUGGGUUUAUAAAGUUUACUUGUUCAACGGUCUCUUCUCCUUGAAGCAGCUUGAUGCAGUCAAGGAUUUGGUUGUCUUUUUGUAUGGAAGUCUGACUUUCUCCUAUCACAUUGAACAUAGUAUAAAUAGACCUAGUAAGCUGCUUUGAUUUUGUCAAAAGAUCUUAGAAAGACUUUGAAUGGGUCAGAAUUUUAUUCUAUUGUAUCUUAAAUUCUCCAAUAUAAUCGGGUCACCUCAUUUUCUGAGCCAUAUUGAAAGGUUUAAAAAUUUUCAGCACAAAUUCAUCCAGUAUCACAUAAUUGAAUCCAGCCAUAUGCAAUAUUAUUUGCUUCUUCAAGCAUAGAAAUGCUACAAGAUUUGCAUAUGCCUUGUACAAUACACCUCUGUCAUAUGUGACAACAAUUGAAGCGUUUGGAUGAAUAACAGUCUAUGUUACAAAUGAUCAAAAAUUGAGUUUUGGUUUGAAUAACGAUCUAUGGUGUGUAUAGAUUCCACUAAUUAUUAUAGUUUGUUGAUAUACCAAUAGAUGAGGCGAGUAUGCCAAUAUGGCGAGUGUAAAAAUAAAGUUUCAAUCCGAACAGCAGUCUAUGUGACAUCAACUUUGAGUACGGUUGAGUUGGUACCCAACCCAACCCAAUGAUUCUGUUUUUAUGGUUCAGUGCGAAUAGUUAUCGUUUGUUUACAUUGUAGUGUGUGUAGUUUAUUUAGAUUAUGGAAAAUGGGAUAGAAAGAUCCAAUACUGUUCAGUUUUCACCUACUGAUAUUCGAAGACUCAAUAAAUCAAAAAGAAAUACCAGGCAGAUAAAUGCAGAAACUUGGAAGGAUGUGUCUAGAAAAAAUCGCAGAGAUGCGGGUCUCGAAUACAUGACAAGGAAGACAAAAACAUUAGUUCCUGCUAAGACCGCUCCUACAAAUGUAAACAUAUGCAGCAAAUCUUGUAAGCAAAUGUGCUCACAUUUCACCCUUGAUAUGAGAAAAGAUCUCUUAAAGUUCUUCUAUUCACAUUCGUAUGCUGAGCAGUCGGCAUUUUUAACAAAAUGUAUCAGAAUGGAGGAGCCAAAAAGAAGAAGAGCUGGAAAAACAGAUGCUACAUCGUUAAAGUUGUGCACUUUCACGUAUUUUAUAAAUAACAAGAAAGUAUGCAAAACUACGUUACUCGACGUGUUCAAAAUCACUCAUAGACGAAUCCAAACUUUACAAGAUAAACUCAAACUCGAUGUUCAUGUUCCUUUAGAUCAGAGAGGCAAGCAUCAUAAUAGACCAAAGGCGAUUCUACACGAGAGUAGGAACUUGGUUAUGGAACAUAUUAACAAAUUUCCAAGGCAAGAGUCACACUAUUCUCGUGGUAAAACACAGAAAGAAUACUUGAGUCCUGAUCUAAAUUUGUCAAAAAUGUAUAGAUGUUUCCAAACUGAAUAUCCUAAUGUUGCUGUAAGUAAAACGUAUUAUGACACAGUUUUUAAGCAAAUGAAUUUGCGUCUUGGUGCUCUUAGAUCAGAUACGUGUAAAAUAUGCGAUGAAUUCUAUAUACAACUAGCUUCUGCAAAAUCAGAGGAUGAAAGGAAGAAAAUACAACAGGAAAGUGACUUACAUCAAAGUAGAGCCUCUAUGGGAUAUCAAGAACUUAAAGCGGACAUAGUUAAAUCUAAAGUAAAUAACUCAUCUACUAUCGUCCUUUGUGUUGAUAUGCAGCAGGUUCUAUUUUGCCUGACAUUAUCCCACUCAGAUAUAUUCUACCAAAGGCAACUUAGCUGCUAUAACUUUGCUAUACAUAAUAUGGGAACUAGCAAAGUGGCAAUGCACUUAUGGUACGAGUGCAUCGCAGGAAGAGGCUCUACAGAAAUAGCAUCUUGCAUAAUCAAAUAUGUUACAAUGAACUAUAGCCAGUUAAUAGAUGGAGAAGAACGCAAGUUAAUUGUUUGGUCUGAUCAUUGUGUAGGACCAAGUAAUAACUGGAGGAUAUUAAACACCUACUGCUAUCUUGCAAAAUGUGGAUACUUUACCGAGAUUAACCAAAAGUUUCUCUCCUCGGGUCACAGUUUUCUGCCUUGUGAUCGAGAUUUUGCCAUAAUCGAGAAAGCAAAGAAAAGUGCAUAGGUACCCUCUGAGUGGAAAUAUAUUAUUGCUGACGCUAAAGUGAAUGAACCUUUUGAGGUUAUAGAAAUGAGCCAAAAUGAUUUUAAAGACCUAACAUCUAUUGAAAAACACCUACCAAAAAAUAGAAGUUCCUCAAAAUUACAAGUGACAAAGUACCUCUGGAUGAAAUAUGACCUUGAUGAUCCCUACACUAUUUACGGUCGAGCAAGUCAUAACGUCAUAAGACCCUGGGAGUCAUUUAGGAUUUUUAAAGAAAAUUGGGAAGCUAUAACAAAGCCUGCAGAUUUACAACCAGUGUACAAUGCACCAUUGCCCAUUACGAAAAAUAAAAAAAAAGAUUUAAUAAAAAUGAUUCCAUAUAUGAAUAGUCAAUAUGCAGACUUUUAUAGAGCACUACCAGAGCACUGAUUUCUAUUUGUUUUUCAUUAUUGAAAUCUGUUCUUUUGAUUAUUUCAAAAAUACUUUAACUUACACAAUUAAAAUAACAUGUAAUAAUGUUUGUUUAUUAAAUUUUUU
This is a messenger RNA of Anthonomus grandis grandis, 3127 nucleotides long. RefSeq lists its product as uncharacterized. The transcript has 2 exons. NCBI's taxonomy places the organism in Eukaryota, Metazoa, Arthropoda, Insecta, Coleoptera, Curculionidae. The record is from RefSeq and is a predicted model, not a curated record. The coding region runs from base 1226 to 2611 and encodes 461 amino acids.